This is a messenger RNA of Sorghum bicolor (sorghum), 2344 nucleotides long. RefSeq names its product mucin-5AC. Lineage: Eukaryota; Viridiplantae; Streptophyta; Magnoliopsida; Poales; Poaceae. Gene Ontology annotation, cellular component: cortical microtubule. Bases 315 to 2048 code for a protein of 577 amino acids. Gene Ontology annotation, biological process: cortical microtubule organization. The record is from RefSeq and is a predicted model, not a curated record. The transcript is spliced from 5 exons.
GGGCCUUUGCGGCUAAACAAAACAAAGGCCUCUCCGUCACAGCGCAGCGGCGCAGAGCUUCACGCUCUCCUCCCACGCAGCCAGCGCUCCAGCAGCGUCGUCCCUCGUCCGUCCCCGUCCCUCAGCCUCUCCGCUUUCGUCUAGCCCUCUCAUCGCCAUCUCUGGCGCGGCGGCGGCGUCUGUAGCGGCGGAGCAAGAGCGGAGCGGAGCCUCGCCCCGGCCGCGGCAUUGGAGGAAGGCAGCAGCAGCAUUGGCUACGGGAACCGGGAAAGGAGGCACUGAAUAGUUUUAGGGCAACGUAGCUUGCUCUAGAGAUGGAGGACCUGUUGGGUUCGGAGAUCGGGAAGAACGACUACGAUUGGCUUCUAACUCCUCCUGGGACCCCACGUGUUCCUGCACUGGAGGUUGCUGAGAAAACACCAUCCUCAAAUAUAUUACCAAAACGCACUACAACUAGAUCGUCCUCAACUACUAGAGCAUCUAGGCUUUCAAUAUCUCAAACAGAGAAUGGGCAUUCGACGGUUCCCACUAGACCAGCAAGAAGUAACUCUGUUAGCCGAUCAUCUAUCCAGUCGGCUCUCAUGAAUGGCAACAAUAGGACAUCAGUUCUGAAUACAAGCAUUUCUUCAGUCACUUCAAGACCUACAACCCCUAGUAGGCGAAGCAGCACGGUUAUCGCACCGAAACAAUCAGUUCCAGCUGCACGUCCAGUGCCUGCAAGAUCCUCUACUCCUGUUAAAACUCGUCCAUCUACACCAGCAAAAACUCGCCCAUCUACUCCUACGAGAACUCGUCCAACAGCACCAAACUCUUCAACUGAUUCGGCUGCUGCCAAGACCACAUCCACACAUAGUGUGAGGCCAUCAACUCCAAAUUCCCGGUCCCGUAUUGUUCCCAACUCAUCUUCAAGUGCAACUCAUGCAAUAAGCCGCCCGAGCGCCUCCUCGGGUACAACAAGCAGACCAGGGUCUUCCUCAGGUAAUGUUCCUGGGAUAAGCCGUGCCACCUCAUUGUCCUCAAGUUCGGUUCCUUCAAUGAGCCGUUCCAGUUCACGAUCAUCUACACCUACACGCCAGCCUGCAAUUCGUUCAUCAGCUCCAUCUAUUGGUCGUUCUCCUUCUGUUGGACGGAAUUCUAGUAUGAACGGCUUUACAUCUGCGUCCCGUUCUGCAGCCAGUGGUGGCCGGAACUCAGCACCUUCAUCAGCUCCAUCAUCACGUCCAAGUUCUCCGAAUCCACGACCCCGAGCUCCAGUGCGACCACUUGAUAUCCCCGAUUUUCCAAAUGAAACUCCACCAAAUCUAAGGACAAAAUUACCUGAAAGACCACUAUCCGCUGGCAGAUCACGGCCAGGAAUGGCUUUAGGCAUAAGAUCAACCCCAAAUACUGAACCUUCAGCUGCUUCAGCUCCUGUGAAGAAGGUCUCUGUGCCUGCUGUUAGUCGAAGUAAAUUUUCUGAUACAUCAUCAAAGACCUCUACUCUCACAAAUGGACACCAAAAUCGACAGGCUGAAAGGUCCACUAUUGACAGUCAAGCUAAUAGACCCUCAAGACCUAUCACAGGCACAGAUAAUGGAUUUGGGAGGUCGAUAUCAAAGAGAUCACUUGACAUGGCUAUCAAGCACAUGGACAUUCGGCAGAACUUGGGUGGCAUUCGUGGUGCAUCCCUGUUUCCCCAGAGCAUUCGCUCGGCUGCUGCCAAGGUCCGUCCAGCUCGGGCAUCAGACCCGGGGCAUGGCAUCACAAACAGCGACCAUCACUAUAUUGACAAUGCAAGUAGCGUGAACGGACACCUCUCUGGGGACUCAAAUGGGGCUCUCUCACGCAAUGGUGGCAGCUCAACGGAUUCGCCAGACAGGGGGAGCAUCGGAACCAAGGAGACCCUGAGCGAGCUGGACAUCUAUGGUAGCUCGCGCUAUGAAGCAAUGCUGCUGAGGGAGGACGUGCGCAACACAAGCUGGCUGCAUGGAUUCGAUGACAAGCCUGACCAAAGCCCGCUGUUUGACCACCGGUUCGAGCCGCUGCCAGAGCCCUUCAGCCCGUUAUGACAGCUGCUGCUUGUAAAGUAUGAUCAUCACUAGCUCUUCGUUCUGUGCUCCUUUUGUGCUGCAAGAUGUGUAUGAUUUCUUCUGUUUUCUGUCCUAUAAUUGGUUGGUUCUGCACUUCCCCCAAUCCCAAAGACGUUGAGAUUGCGGGGUUUGAGUCUAUUGAUUUGUCCAUGGAGAUUGGUUUUCCACUUUCCACGAAUUGUUGUACUGAAAGAAAGAAAAAAGAUCUAUAAAGAAACAAAAACAGUAAAAGAUUUGUAACUUGCAAGUUAUUGUAAUGCUUGGAUGCUCGCUCG